Messenger RNA from Varanus komodoensis (Komodo dragon), 801 nucleotides. It is a transcript of the gene RAB36, whose product is annotated as RAB36, member RAS oncogene family. The coding region runs from base 1 to 801 and encodes 266 amino acids. The record is from RefSeq and is a predicted model, not a curated record. The transcript has 10 exons. Gene Ontology annotation, molecular function: GTPase activity; GTP binding. NCBI's taxonomy places the organism in Eukaryota, Metazoa, Chordata, Lepidosauria, Squamata, Varanidae.
AUGAAGGCCACCCUACUUCAUGUGACGCCGUCAGUGAGCAGGGACAGAGUUAUCUCCCAGUUCCCGAAAGGGUAUACGCCUGAGGCCUGCCUCCAGUUCAAGGAUCACUUCCAUGCUCAAGUGAGAAAUGCCUGUCAGCACCGGAAUACUGGGCCUAUCGGGCUAAAAAUAUCCAAGGUGGUUGUAGUGGGAGACCUUUGUGUUGGAAAAACAAGUCUUAUCAACAGGUUUUGUAAAGAUGUUUUUAACCGAGAUUAUAAGGCAACCAUUGGAGUGGAUUUUGAAAUUGAACGCUUUGAGGUAGCUGGAGUCCCGUACAGUCUUCAGAUAUGGGACACUGCCGGUCAAGAGAAGUUCAAGUGCAUUGCAUCCGCUUACUACAGAGGAGCCGAAGUAAUUAUAACUGUCUUUGAUUUGGCUGAUAUCCAGACUUUGGAUCACACCAAGCAGUGGCUGGAGGAGGCCUUGAGGGAGAAUAACCCAAAGUCUAGCUUCAUCUUUCUGGUUGGAACAAAAAAAGAUUUAGUGUCUGAUGCCGAAUGCGAGCGGACAGAAGUGGAUGCCAUUCAGGUGGCCAACGAGAUGCAUGCAGAGUACUGGUCAGUCUCGGCCAAGACAGGAGAAAACGUCACAGAUCUCUUUUGCCGAGUUGCUGCCCUGGCCUUCGAGAAGUCGGUGCUGCUGGAGCUGGAGAAGAGCGACUGCCGUGCGACCCAGAUUGGUACCGGAAACAUUCAAGUAGAAGGCAACUCCUCGGAGGCUGCAGGUGCGAAUGGCCAGGCCAGCCCCAGCUGCUGCUGA